Messenger RNA from Schistocerca gregaria, 648 nucleotides. RefSeq names its product phosphatidylethanolamine-binding protein homolog F40A3.3-like. NCBI's taxonomy places the organism in Eukaryota, Metazoa, Arthropoda, Insecta, Orthoptera, Acrididae. The coding region runs from base 9 to 545 and encodes 178 amino acids. The transcript is spliced from 2 exons. The record is from RefSeq and is a predicted model, not a curated record.
CGUCAACUAUGAUAGAAGCGCUCAAGAAACACUCAGUAAUCCCGGACGUCAUCGGGCCGUCCGAGCCAAAGCAUUUGCUUAAAGUCUCAUACGGAGGAACAGAACUCAGUCCAGGGGACACACUCACUCCGACUUUCGUACAAAACAGUCCGUCUCUGAGCUGGCCAUCCAACCAAGACACACUGUACACGAUGAUGAUCAUCGAUCCGGAUGCGCCAUCACGAUCCAACCCGAAGAAUGCGCCGUGGCUCCAUUGGCUCGUUGUCAACAUCAAAGGAAGCGACAUUUCGACUGGCAAUACAGUCGCUUUUUAUGUAGGCUCCGCCCCCCCGGAAGGCAGUGGGUUGCAUCGCUACAUCUAUCUGGUAUAUGAGCAGUCCAAGCUCAUUGAAGGUCUCGACCCCUUGAAGAUUGACCAGCGACCUAGGUGGAACUACAAAGGCUUCUUGGAUGCCCACCAACUAAAACAACUAGUGGCCUGCAACCUCCACCUCAGCGAAUACGAUGACUAUGUUCCAAUCGCAUAUGAGAAGCUGAGGUCAUGAGAACCAAGUGCAUAGGACAGCACCUUGUAGAAGCCAUCCACACAAAAAAAUCGUCCUUAAACUGUGUGUGUGUUUUUAUUACACAUAAAAAAAAGGAAAUUGU